Molecule: messenger RNA, 11141 nt
Organism: Lethenteron reissneri (Far Eastern brook lamprey)
Lineage: Eukaryota; Metazoa; Chordata; Hyperoartia; Petromyzontiformes; Petromyzontidae
Gene: TTC39C
Product: tetratricopeptide repeat domain 39C
Biological process (GO): cilium assembly; otolith morphogenesis
Molecular function (GO): protein binding
Source: RefSeq, a predicted model, not a curated record
CGUACUCCGAUGAUCUGACGUUUUCUAUCGCGCCGGCUGGGAUGGUGCGUUCAGUUUCGCGGUUGCUGUAUGAAACAACCAAUGACAUUCAUUCAGUAAGCCACGUUUGUUACACUCGCAAGACGAGACAAAGAUCCCCCGUGUAGCCUUAACAGACUUAUUGGGGCAAGUGCCGUUAGUGAGGACUGGCACAGCACACGAGGGGUUGGAUGGUCAGAACCACGCCCGACCACCUUUGUCUCCCUGAGUGGCGAUGUUUACACAUCGCACCAGGUACUCAUUUGAAGCUGAGUCGCCCUAGGGGAGGUCCAGGACUGGUUCAGAUCAUGAAUCAUCACUGUGAUUGGCCGUGAACGGGUAUGGAUCUCGGGUCGCCGGGUUCGUUCUACAGUGCGCUAACCACGACACUCCCGCUCCCCCUACACUCACACACACUGAUACACAGACACACGUUGACAAACACGCCAACUCCACAGACGCAAACUCGCACGACGCACAGAAAUACACACAUGCAGACGUGCACACACAUGUACGCAAGCAUACGAACACGCACAUUGGCACAAAUAUUGACACACGCAGAAAAAUAAACACGCACUUACACGCACACACAAGCACACUGGCACACACACACACACAACUAAACACGUCCACACAAACUCACGCUGACACAAACUGACACAAAGACACCGUGACACACACACACGCGCGCGCGCGCACGCGCGCUGUACCGCGCACACACCACGCACUUGCAGAGCGAGCGCCGAUGGCCGAGCGGCCGAGCCACCACCACGUGAACGGCGGCUCGGACGCCGGGGCCCACGGGGACGGGGCCGCCUCGGCGGGCCCGACGGACCGGGGGCCGGGGCCGGGGGCCGGCACGCCGGACUCGCUGCUGGAUGUGCAGGACUCGGUGGACGCUCACCUCGCCCUCAAGGGCAUCAACAUGCUGCUCAACAACGGCUUCAGGGACGCCGACGAGCUCUUCCGCCUUCACAGGACGUCGGGGCCGUUGAUGAGCUUCGGGGCGAGUUUCGUCAGUUUCCUGCAAGCGCUCAUGACGUUCGAGGAGGAGAAGCUGCACACGGCCUCCGAGGACCUGCGCAGCACGGAGCGGCUGUGCGGUGCCGACGAGGUGGGAGUCAUCGACGCCAUCAAGAGCAAGAUGAAGAAGAGCGCGGAGGACGCGAAGCCCUCGCCGACGCUGGAGGAUCGCCUGCAGAGGCAGAUCAUCGUCGCCGACUGCCAGCUCUACCUGGCCGUGCUCGCCUUCGUCAAGCAGGAGCUGUCAGGUGUGCGCGCUCGCGCGGCGCCGUGGAGCUCCGAUGAGCCCGCUGGAGCGUACAUCAAGGGCGGCUGGAUCCUGCGCAAGGCGUGGAAGGUGUACGACCGGUGCUACCGCGAGGUGAGCGAGCUGCACGCCGCCUCGCACCGCCGUCAGCAGCAGCAGCUGGCGCUCACCGACACUGCCGCCUCCGACACCACCACCACCAGCAGCAGCACCACAACCGCCGCCGGCACCACCGCCACAACCGCCGGCACGGACGGGAACUCGAACCUGCGCCGGACAUCAACCGCAUCGGAGCGCGGAGCGGCCGAGGCUCGGCUGGAGGCGGAGCUGGGCUCGGCGUCGCACGCCACCCUGCAGCGCCUGAUGGGCGCCGUGAGCUUCGGCUACGGCCUCUUCCACCUCUGCAUUUCCAUGGUGCCACCCAACCUGCUCAAGAUCGUCAACCUCCUGGGCUUCCCCGGGGACCGGCAGCAGGGCCUCAGGUCGCUCGCCUACGCAAGCCAAAGCCGAGACAUGAAGGCGCCGCUCGCCACGCUGGCGCUGUUGUGGUACCACACGGUGGUGCGCCCGUUCUUCGCGCUGGACGGGGACGACAUCCAGGCGGGGCUGUGGGAGGCCGAGGAGAUCCUGCGGCAGAAGGAGGCGCUCUACCCCAACUCCUCCCUCUUCCUCUUCUUCAAGGGCCGCGUGCAGCGACUGCGGUGCGAAAUCAACAGUGCCUUGACGUCCUUCCGGCUGGCGCUGGAGUGCGCCAGCGAGCAGAGGGAGCUGCAGCACGUGUGCCUCUACGAGAUCGGCUGGUGCAGCAUGCUGCAGCUGGAUUUUGGCGAUGCGGCCGAAUGCUUCGCUCGGCUCAAGACGGAGUCUCGCUGGUCCCAGUGCUACUACGCCUACCUGACAGCAGUGUGCCGGGGAGGCACGGGGGCUCUGGAGGACGCGCAGCUCGUCUUCAAGGAGGUGCAGAAGCUGUUCAAGCGCAAGAACAAUCAGAUCGAGCAGUUCGCCGUACGCAAGGCCGAGCGCUUCAAGAAGACGCAGCCGACGCAGCAGCUGUGCGUGCUGGCGGCCGUGGAGGUGCUCUACCUGUGGAGGGCCCUGCUCAACUGCUCGCCCACGCACCUGCAGCGCAUGCUGACCGUGUGUGAAAGCGUGGACGACUUGUCAUCAGCUGGCAUCAAGUGUCUCCUCAUGGGCACCAUCAACAAGACACUGGGCAACCGGGAAGAGUCCAUCCAGCUCUUCAAGCAGGCGUUCUUAGACGGUUCGAGCCGCCAGCACAACGCCUACGUGCAGCCAUUCGCCUGCUACGAGCUGGGCUGCCUGCUCAUCGAGGUGCCCGAGACCACGGGGAGAGGCAAGGCAUUGCUCCUUCAAGCCAAGGACGGCUUCACGGAGUACGACUUUGAGAACCGCCUGCAGGUGCGAAUCCACGCUGCUCUCGCUCCGCUCAAGGACGUCAGCCCCCAAUAGCGACCGCCCCCCAACUUCCCACGUGACGCCCCUUUUACACCACUCCGCCGACCGCCGCAGCCGCCCUCCUCCACCCCUCCCCCCACCGCGGCCCCCAACCUCUGAUCUCCUGACCUAUUCUGGUCUCCACCGGGGUCGCGAGACGCCCACACCUCCCCAAGCGAACACCUCCGCCUCCCACCGACAGCUGCACCCACCACCAGCGCCCACCCCGAAGCGACGAAGCGGCUUUGCACUUCCUCCCUCCUGCCCCCCCCCCCCCCCACGGAGCGACAGAUGGGAGGGCAAGGUGGAACAGGGUCGAGAGUUCAGAUGGCGGACUGUGAAGGACGAAGAAGACCGGGCUUUCCCAAAUUGGAGUCGCACAUCGUGGCGCUGCCUUUCCACGCUUUGCCCGCCUUCUUCGUUCGAAUGCGAAUGAAGUAGUUGACACGCUGCACGAGCCCGAUGAUUGCUACACGCGUCGCACGUGUCGUAGAGAGCUGUGGAUUCGUAUUGAGACGGAGCGUGUGUGUGUGUGUAUCUACGUGUGCAACGAUCAGCAUGCUGCCCUACGGACCCAGCGACCCGAGUUCGAUUUCCGCAACACACCAGUGGCGACUACCUGAAUCAGUUCUGGGCCUUUACACUCCAGAGCAGGAACUCAAAUGAGUACCUGCUGCGGAGUGUAAACAUCGACCACUUCGGGAGACAAGCGGUCGGGCGUGCUGUUGACCACUCUCUCCUUCGUGUGCUUGCUAACAGCACUUGGCCCAACAGUCUGUUAAGGCUAUACGGGUGAUCUUCGUUCUUUUUUUUCUCCACGUAGAGAGCGCGAAUUUGCGUUGAGAUAGCGGUGUGUGUGUGCGCGUGUGGCUUGCAAUGACCAAUAAUGUUCAUCCCAGUUAACGUUGCAGAGCUUUCUAAAAGAACACUUCGGCCGUGUUCAUCAGCAAAUGAAGAGACCAAUUUCCUGUUGUACAGUCGUUGUGCAACACAGGACCCCCCAUCGCACAUUGCCGCGUGCUAAAUCGUACCCCCCCCCCCGAUCAUACGUCACAUGCUUAACUUACGUCAACCCAGUGCCGGAUUAUCCUAGUAGCACAAGUAGCUACACAUGCUACGGGCCCCGCACUUUCAAAGGCCCCGCGCUAAAUGCUUUCAAGUUAUCAAUUCCGGUUCAGCGAUUCUGCACUUGCUCUAUUACUAUAGUACUAUACCGCCUUCAACUUUUACGAACGACUGGGUGUUUAAGGUUGGCGAUUUGUCGUAUUAUCUGGCUGUAUAGCAAAUGAAAAAAAUACAAUUACUUUACUACGCACGAUAAAUAUUUAUGUGUUUUAAUAUUAUGUUUUAAUUUAUUCAGGGCCCCUUUAUAACAUAUGCUACAGGCCCCGCACUAGCUUAAUCCGGCACUGGGUCAACCCCGGUUUACCCAUCAUGGGGUGCGUGCAGCGUUAAGUUCCACCUUUUAAAUUUGUGUUUUAAACGCAAAAGGGGUACGGGGGGCCCGGCACGCGCGUGCGGAUUGGAGCUUGGAAAAAAAGCACGUGACCGACGACGUGACAGUUUGGCGGGGGGUGGGGGUGCCGAUGUCUGUGUGCGUGUCUUGGUCUGUGUGUGUGUCUUUGUCUGUGUGCGUGUCUUUGUCUGUGUGCGUGUCUUUGUCUGUGUGCGUGUCUUUGUCUGUGUGCGUGUCUUUGUCUGUGUGUGUCUUUGUCUGUGUGUGUCUUUGUCUGUGUGUGUGUGUCUUGUGUUUUUUACAUCGUAGUUUAGUGGUUGUUCAUUGAAGGUGGAGGGGUUACCAGCCCCCUCGCACCCAUCCAGAGCCCCCAUUUGGCCGCUGUGGUGGUCACAAACGCCAUGAAGGGAAAGGCCAAUCUAAAUUGGCCCUCCCCCCAUGGCACUGCCCACCACAGCGUUGCCGUCCUGCACCACGAGGAGACCUCCUGCCAGCGGGCGUUCGACACUUCACGUGGCCUCAACGUGCACAUAGUCUGGCACAAGCGUCGUGGUGACGUCACCGCCACUUAGUGGCGAAUGGCGAUUGUUGGUGUGUGUGUGUGUCUGAGUGUGUGUGUCUGUGUGUGUGUCUUGAGUGUGUCUGUGUGUCUGAGUGUGUCUGAGUCUGUGUGUCUGUGUGUGUGUCUGUGUGUGUCUGUCUGUGUGUGUCUGUGUGUCUGAGUGUGUCUGUGUGUCUGAGUGUGUGUGUGUGUCUGUGUGUGUGUAUCUGUGUGUGUGUGUCUGUGUGUCUGAGUGUGUCUGUGUGUCUGAGUGUAUCUGUGUGUCUGAGUGUGUCUGUGUGUCUGAGUGUGUCUGUGUGUGUGUGUCUGAGUGUGUCUGAGUCUGUGUGUGUGUCUUGAGUGUGUGUGUGUCUGUGUCUGAGUGUGUGUGUGUCUGAGUGUGUGUGUCUGAGUGUGUGUGUCUGAGUGUGUCUGUCUGAGUGUGUGUGUCUGAGUGUGUCUGUGUGUCUGAGUGUGUCUGUGUGUGUCUGAGUGUGUGCUCGGAUGCCGCCGCCGUCAUCGAUUCCUGGAGUCGUUUUUCUCCCCCAACUCCACUACCCCCCCCCUUCCCCGUCGAUUGCGCUUGUGAAUGGGCCGAGCCCCCCCCCCCCCCCCCCCGAUAAGUUUUACUGAAUUCUAAAAAGGGGUCGAUUGAACGAUUCCGUUCGGUUUUGUGUAGAUUCCAUGAAUCGUCCCAGGUUUGACCCUCGACAUUAUCAUCAUUCACAUGCUGCUUGCUGCUGCUUGCACACCCCGUCAUUAAGUUAUGUAUGCGUCGUCAAAGCGAUUCUAUUGUGUUCUUAACCCUGUUGUGUUGUUUUAUCGAUAACCAAGAAUUGACCGCAAAUUGAACGGUCCACGUGGCUCUCACGCCAUUGGUCAGACUUCACGAGGUGGGGGGGAAGCUCUCCCAUUGGUCAGCUUGGUGCCCCGCCUACCAGCCUAGGACUCCGCCCACCAGCCUGGGACUCCGCCCCUACCCUACGGAUGUCAUUAUCAAUGAGGAUUUCAUUGGGGGGGUGAGGGCAGAGGUCGCAAUCGGGUACCCGAUACCCGGCUACCCGUACCCGGCCGGGUACGGGUACCCGUUUGCGACCCUGGUGCGGCCGGGUACGGGUAAGGAAUCAAAACCCGUUUGCGACCUCUGGGUGAGGGUGAGAUCGCGUAUAUAUAGAUGUGUCGUUAAACCCGCCACCACCCGACACGGCUAAUGAGUAAGGUUUAGUCAGGUAAACACAACAUGGCAGUUAGCUACUCGUCCAGCACGCCGGUUUGUUGGAGAGUUAAUCUACUUCCGUGACAAACCUUAUUAAGCUGUGUCGGGUGGUGCCGGGUGUCACAACACAUUUUUAUUUACUUGAUCUAACACAAAAAAACCUCUUAUGAAUGAUAUUGGUCGCGAAAGCCUGCUACAUGUUAAACUGAUUUCAUAAUCCUUCGCUAUUCAUUUGCGAUGGGAAUUCCCCCUUAUCUCUCCCCAAUGUGAAACGAUUCCAGUAACCGAUUCCACAAAAUUGUCAUCAUCAUCGUCGUCUCUCGCGUGUGUGCGCGCCUGUAAGCAUUGCCCGGCCUCAAUAUAAGUCGAGAUAUUAACUCCCUCGCCUCGUAUGCAGGAAGCCGUGGGUUCGAUCCCGACCCUGACUGCCUGCUGUAUAUUUGGAGUUCGUGGUGUGUCUCUCUCUCCGUGGUCGCGUGGAUUUUUCUCCGGGUUCUUCCGGGUUUCCACUCCACAUUUAGAAUCAACAUCACGCGCUCAGAGUAUUUGGCCGCUGUACCAUUUUUACGUGACGAUAAGCGACGUAUUUGAGCUGUCAUAUGUGGCCAGGUCGCUUUCUUGAAAAAGCGCCGUAGAGCUCAGUGGGCCUUAAAGAAAAGAACACAGUCGUGGCCGGGGGGGAUUAAUUUAUCGCUGAAUAUAUUUCCAGCCUCGCCGCGAGUAGAGGUGGCACGUGACUUAACAGCGGGAGGGAUGGCUACUGGACGUGGUGUGCCGGGUGCCGAGCUAUUUCGUGGGUCGCCGAUCCGGACCAGCCCGGCUAAAAAAAAACAUCAAUUUCCCCUGUGUAUCAGGAGGUGGUGGGGGAAUGUACAGCCCACUUCAUUUCACACGGCACACAGCCGUGUGUGGUCUAACACUUCAGACACGGCCCGCAAACGAUGCACGUACUGUAUAUAUAUCCAUCCGUCCGUCACUGCGACCAUCUGAACUGCGCUAGUUUCGGAUACUUUUUGAUUUGGAAACACAAUGUCCCUUGCACUUUGUGUCGCGCUCAGUCGCGCCCGUCGUCUUAGUUGUGAGCGCACAGGCGAUGCGCGUGUUGCAGUCCCAAGCGUGUCUUGUUGCCCGCCAAAGGUUUGUUUCUUAACAAACAAAAACCAUCCUAUUGGCUCCUCGGUAAAGAAACGGAUUUCCCCCCGCCCCUGGCCAUACAACAUGGAUGUUUGUGCCACCCACUUAGGGGCCAUCCAUUGAGUAGGUAACAGAGGUGGGACAAAGUCAUUGUUAUGCAAGUCCAAGUCGAGUCUGAAGUCAUCAAAUUCAUGACUCGAGUCUGACUCGAGUCCAAGUCACAUGACUCGAGUCCACACCUCAGAGGUGGGACAAAGUCAUUGUUAUGCAAGUCCAAGUCGAGUCUGAAGUCAUCAAAUUCAUGACUCGAGUCUGACUCGAGUCCAAGUCACAUGACUCGAGUCCACACCUCAGGUAGGUAACGCAAAAAAUUGUCAAAACUUGACCUCUCCCCCCCCCCUCCCUGUACGCACGCGAACUUUUGACCCCCCCCACCCACCUGCGUACGUAGAACGGACGAUAUUUAAUCCACGCAGAAACGAUCUAGGAGUAAUAAUAUUGACGUGUUUAAGCAAACAGAUAGUCCACACCGCCGGAAUAUCUAACUCAUUUUAAGUCCAAUGUAGACAAAUAAAUUUAUUAUCGAGGCUAUGCGUACGCACAUUGUCAAUAGACCCCCCCCCAUACGCAAGCGUACGCAUUUGGGUUAACCGCCCCCCUCCAUGCGUGCGUACUAAAUGGAUGGGCCCUAACGCACCGCUGCGAACGACACGACAAUUCGGAGUGGCGGCCGGCGGCGUUUCCCAGUAGGCGGGGGUUGUUGACUUCUCGGCGGCCCGGCGUCUACGCCGCUGCUGCUGCCGCUGCUGCUGCCGCCAGACUCCUCGGCGUGCCGUCCUCUCUCUCUCAGCCUGAGCCAAUUGGCCUCGGAACCCGCGAGCCGUGUCUGCUGCUGUUCCCCCCCCACCACCAUCAUCCCUCCUUGCUGCGCGCAGAAAAUGCAGGGGCAGGCGGCCCUCGUUGGUAAACGAAACCGGUUUCGCCCAGCGUUUGAUAAACUCACAAUUUCAAUGAAGUCUUCACAUGCCGCAUGCACACGAUGUUUGGUGAAGAGGAGUCGGUGGCCUAAACCCGCUGCUGUAGCACCACGCCACGUUGGCCGGAGCACCCGACUCGCAGUUUAAGGAGCUCAAAUCCUGGAUGGAGGUUAACUCUGCAUAUCGUCCCUCUGGGGUCAACACUGGUUGUGCUAUGGGUAGACUUGUCCUUGCCUUAGGAAUUUCCACCGCUGGUUCAGGGCCUGGUAUUUGGCAGACACUUCGUUGUGAUAUGGUUGCCUUGGGGUGCAUGAAAGUGAGAAAUAUAUUUUUUCUGAGAGCUCUGUUUCAUCACGGAUGGCCGAAACCCAGAUUUCAAUACGCAGGAUCUCAGCGGUGCCGGCUCCAGUGCUUGUGACCUCUGAGGGUAACCGGCCACCUUUGACCUCCUCUCUCACGUCCUCAACACGAGUGCCGACUGCAGGGUACAAACACAGCACAAAACGCGUGAGAGUUUGGAGCUAACGUCUUGUCCUGUCGCUGGCUGGAAACGCACUCCUGCAUUUUCAGCCAAGUGUCUCUUAGACCGAACGUUGUCAUCUUAAGGCGGUGUGUGUGAGAUAUACACAUACACAAGUAUAUAUAUAUAUACGUGGGUAUUUACACGUGUACAAGAUUCCAGGCUUGAGUCCGGAUUAACAUUUGGACGUGCACUCGUAGGAUGUGAAUCGUAAAUAGUUGUGAAACAUCUCUCGUGACAUUGUACAGCAGCAUCUCGGUGUUGGGUGUAGUGUGCUCUUUGACGUCGUGUUAUACGGACGGCUGAUGGUUGAGCGGCAUAACUCGCGUUAACGAAGGUACCGAACUCAAAUCAUGCCCAGGGUCGACUCAUCUCCACCAUUGUCAUCAUUUAUCAACAUCAUCAUGAACACAAUUAUCCAAUAAUUAUCAUCAUCCAAUGUCGGUCACCGUCAUCUACUUUGCAAUUAAAUCUCCAAUUGUUGCGCUUCGUAUUUGAAACGCAUAAACAAUAUCGUCAUACAAUCAUUGCACCAAUAACAUCAUCAUCUACAUAUCCACACCAUGCAAUAAGUUAAUACUAUCAAUAGCCUUGUUGUCCAUCUACAGCAUAUAAUUGUCAUGACCGUGCAAUAAUCAUCAUUAUACAUUUAUCAGCAGUAGCAGCCAUUUAUUUUUCAUCAUCAUCAUCGUCACCUCCUCUGUGGGGUGAGGCUGUUUGACCUCCCACCGCUUGCUGGGAGGCCAAACAGUGGUUGGUGGCUUCUGGAGCGGACUGGCUUCCGCCACGGGAAUGUGGAAUUCCCAUCACUGACUGGGGGGGGGGGGGGGGGCGGCCUCCUUGAGACACGAACACCACACGGUGUCUGUUUAAGCGUCGAGAUGACUUGUGAGAGAGUCUGGUCUCUAGCCCACGUGGGCAGACGCACGUGGGAUGCCCACGUGCGUGUCCCGGCGUGCGCGUGUGUGGCCCUCGCUCCCAAGUGCGUGUUUACCGUUAAAUGUGACAAACAUGGGGUUUGGAUUAUUAUUUAAGGAAUUGAUUUAUCCUUCGCUUUACGUGCAGUAGCGUCUGAUGAUUGAUGGCGCGGAGAAUUGCUCUGCUUUGUUAAGAUGAAAUAGGCGUUUAUUUAUUGCAAUGUGUCAGCUCGGACGCAUUCCCAGCUCCUGCCGAAACGGGUGCGAGGUGUACGACGCCUUACUGGCUGGUGGCAUUCUCCUACGCUGCGUUAUGGAGUGUUGUAUCGGCAGGGCAUUGUGUUCUUGCCUUAUCAUCAUCACCACCAUCACGAACAGCACCUUCACCAAUUGCUAUCAUCACAACCGCCCACCUCCGCUGCCACCUCAAACAUUACCACCGUCGUCAAAACCACUUCACCACCAGCAUCGUCACAACUGCCACCGUCUUCACCACGAUACCAUCACCACAACCCCUCUGGCAUCUGACCUCGGGCUUGCCGACAGGAGGUGGCAGCGCUGCAUGCAGUGAGAAAUACUGAACCAUAAUUCUACAGCCAAUCGGCAGCACGAGCCCCAAACUCCAACCACAACGCCAUCCCUCUGCCUUGGCAAUGGCACUGCCACCACGCCCACGAGUGAAUCCGUCAAUUGCGAAGUGUUGUGACCAACUCGCUCUAAAUGCACCUGGCCUCACAGAAUCCCGAAAGCUAAGCAGGUGCGGAUGAAGCCUGGUUUUAAUACAUGGAUCGGCGGUGACCACCACCAAGAGCUUACCAGGUGUUGUAGACGCAGGGUGGCCAGGUGUGGUCAGGAGAUGGCAGUGCUGAGUGCUACCUCUGCACGCGCGGUGGGUUUACUCCGGAUUUUCUGCCCACACGAAGCCAAACUCAUUGAUGGAAUUUCAUGUCCAGACAUCUAAACACAUUUGUUUAAUUUUGCCAGGUGGAGCCCACUGAGCCAUGAGCUCUUUUUCAGAGGCGGUUUGGCCACGUUUGGUAGCUCAUCUAAGUGGCUUAUAUGUGGGGAUGUAUAAAUGACCGCGUCUAAAUGUAGCAGCACCCUCUUGAAAAGAAGAGUCUUGAGACUCCGUCUGGCUCUCCUGGGCAAUUAACUGGAAUUGUUAUCGUUAUUUGAGAGUGGUUUUGGCUUACACAUGCGUGAUGGCAAUCCAAUGCUUCAGAGGUGGGGUUGGUGAAUGACGCAGAUCUCACCCCAUAAUGUUUUUGUGUGACAAGAAACCCCGCGGGGCUGUGUGUGUGUGUGAUGUGGCCAGUAUUUGACAGUUCAGCAAAUAGGCUGCUGGUCUGUCCGUGUAGCAAACGUUUGAGUGUUAUCCUUCUCGCUCGUAUUGGUCUUCGCCAGGUACUUUCGUCCUCACACGCAACGAAUACUGUCAUUUGUAUAAUAUCCCACUUGUCGGACGACUCCACUCGGAACAAUUCCUGCGACAUGGUUGAGACUGUUCUGGCCAAAGGACAUUGUUGUAUUAUCACUGUAUUUCUGUCGUUGCCCGAAUAUGUUAAUCGUCACCAGGAUUUAAUUCCAUCUUUGAAUUAUCUGGAGGUAACUCCCGGGACUCUCCCCUCCGGAAAAGG